AGCCUUUCCCGUUAUUGCUGUCGUGGUGACAUAGUGCUUGCGGGUGCGUGCAAUCGUGCGAUGAUUUUACUGGAGUCCACGGAGUUAGAUAGAAAUACUUUCCUCAAUAUUGAGGUGUGUUAUGAUUAGCCGAGUGACAGAAUAGUGGAGGGCGGCAAAAAACGGUGAUGGGUGUCCCAAAAAGGAUAUUUAUCGCAACCGUGAGCGAAGACCUAGCAACGUCGUCACCAGGAUUACCGAGGAAUUGGGAUCGUCCAGAAGAAGUGGCCGUCAUGGAUGUGGUCACCACAGCCCCGGUGAGAAAGCGGCAACGUUUGGACCAUCUCACGCGGGAAGAGAAGAUGUUAAGACGAAAGAUGAAGAACCGUGUGGCAGCCCAGUGCGCCCGGGACAGGAAAAAGGCUCGCAUGGACGAGUUGGAGAUCGUCGUGAUGACGUUGCAGGCAGAGAAAGAGGCCCUGGCGGAGGAGAACGCUGCCCUUAAGCAGCGCCUGGAGCAAAGUGAGGCCGAGAACGAGCGUCUGAGGGAGAGGAUUGGAAACACCAGUAGCAGUUCCAUUGAGCAUGCUUCGCUUAUUAGUGAACCUCUGCAGAAGGAUCAGGUUCAGCUACUGGCACUUUCACUCUGGAUGAUGCGGUCAGGCUUUUUACAUCUGAUGACGAGCCUGAUGACCUAUUUGCUAUGCUACAAGAGUGCAGCGAAAACCUUCUCGGAUUUGCCCCCGCAUCAGUGGGUACGUCAGUGGGAGGAGUGCCACAGACAAGUGAGCAAAGUGGAGCCAGCAAUGCGUUGGUGGGGCCCUCACCAAAGGAACUGGUCUCCCUCAAAGAGGUGAUCGACAUUGACCACGUGUACUCCAGGAAGGAGGAGCACACGGGCGGCCUCCCCACCUGUGUGGCAGCAACAGUUAAACAGGAAACACCGGUUCCCAGCCCAGCAGCCAGCAUAGAGACUGGUUAUGACUCUGCACAUUCCCCACUGAGCGAUUCCAACACUGAUGAACCUCUUCUGGAUGCGAGCCUGUGGGACGACCCUCUCACGGAGCUCUUCCCUUCGCUGGCAUGAUUGCACACAUCCUGCUACUGUACAUAGUGUAAUAUAUUUCUUAACUUUGCUGCCACAUUUGUGGAAAAAAAUAAAGGUUGCCUAUGUGUUGCCAAAUGUU
Messenger RNA from Ornithodoros turicata, 1166 nucleotides. RefSeq names its product X-box-binding protein 1-like (gene Xbp1). Gene Ontology annotation, molecular function: DNA-binding transcription factor activity, RNA polymerase II-specific; RNA polymerase II transcription regulatory region sequence-specific DNA binding. The record is from RefSeq and is a predicted model, not a curated record. The coding region runs from base 168 to 836 and encodes 222 amino acids. Lineage: Eukaryota; Metazoa; Arthropoda; Arachnida; Ixodida; Argasidae. Gene Ontology annotation, biological process: regulation of DNA-templated transcription. The transcript has 5 exons. Gene Ontology annotation, cellular component: nucleus.